Messenger RNA from Truncatella angustata, 1932 nucleotides. RefSeq lists its product as uncharacterized. The transcript is spliced from 2 exons. The coding region runs from base 322 to 1782 and encodes 486 amino acids. Lineage: Eukaryota; Fungi; Ascomycota; Sordariomycetes; Amphisphaeriales; Sporocadaceae. The record is from RefSeq and is a predicted model, not a curated record.
CAUGCACUUUCAUUUCAGAAAUUCGAUCGCCAUUUCAUUUACCGAAAUAACAGCCUCGUUCUGAAAUUGCCUAUUUGCUGUUCACUGCAUCGGGAUACAUUGCACAUGCACAUUGAACUCUAUCCAAGCGAUGAUGCGAAGAUCCCAAUACCCGCAUGGGGCUAUGUCAAGAAUCUAAUGGCGCGAUUUAAUGAUGCAGCUGGCAAUUGCGAAUUGCUGAGGUAUAAAGAGAAGUCUGUCUCUAGUAAAUGAGUGCAAAAACAAACGAAUUCGACAUCCCUAAUCACUCAAUUUCCACUCACUCCUGACUCACCUUGCACAAUGGCGUCAGUUUCUGAGCCUACACAAAUAGUUGAGACUUUCAGCAAAAGUCUUCGUGAAUUGGCCAACGAUAAGUCGUUCCAGCAUAUUACCAACCUAAUAAAUGACAAGUCUCGGCUGGAAAAGGACAAUGUAAAACUAGUUUCCACAAAAGAUGGUCUAGUUAACACCAUAGCAGAUCUACACCACAAGGUCACUGAAGCUGAAACGGCUGCCAAAAAGAGCCGUUCAGAUCUUGACAGCCGUAAAAAGGAGAUCCAGGCGCUGGCUGAGGAGCAUGACAGGAUGUUGAAAGAAAUAGCCACAUUGAAAAAGCAACUUCAACAGAACGAGACAAUUGUCUCCGAUGUUCAGAGAAAAUCCAAACAAAAACAGGAUCAUAUUACUCAACUUCAACAAAUGUUAUCGCAAGAGUCGACAAAUUUUCAAAACGCUAAUUCUGCACAAAAGAAGCUUCAAACCCAUCUUGAAGCACUGCAGCAAGACUUCCGAGAGACGAAGGAAUCUCUUGACACGUUUACUUCAUUGACUAGUAGCGUGAUCAAUAUGCCAAAGAAUGAUGUCGCCAACAUUCUUGAAGGCAUCUUGUUGUCAGUUUGCCAGUUUGUGCUAUCCUAUGUCAAUGUCGAGCUUGAGUCUGGAGUCUUGGCCACAAUCCCAGUUGCAUCAACUGGACGAUCCUCGCACUCAAUCCCUUUACUCAACUCGAACUCCAAGCAGGCGAAGUUUAUGAGAGUAGCUGCAUCAAUUUACGACAUUGCAAGGUCGUUUGAGAAACACAUCUUUCAAUCCUCAUAUCUACUUGAGCACAAUGGCCUGUGCCAAAUUUUGUCCGAUCUGGCCUCAGACGAUCCAGACCGAGAGGCUCACAUCCGAGCCGUGCUUAUGCCAGUACAGCCGAAACAGGACAUUAUCGACAAAAGGAUUGACCGGUGCGUUCAUGAUAUUAUCAGAUUGAUUGACUUCAUGAUUCUUCCAAGCAGUCUGCAUGAUUUUCGGAUAGCGCUUCGCACUUUAUGCACUCAAACUUGCGAGAGCUGGACUAGAUUGCAAAGGUUACAAGACAGGAUCAAGAUCAGUUUCAACGUUGAUGACAGCGAUGAGCUAAAUCAGUUGUCAACCUACUUCCAGAUAGAAAACCGCCAAGCACGGCAAACCGAUGGCACCAGCAUCUCGUCAGCCGACAGCACAAGAACGGCGAAGAAAGGAUCCCGGAUGGUAGAAUUCGAGAAUUUCGGGGUCAUAAUAUGGCCAAGCUUCAUCUGGGAUGAAGACGAAAUCAUUCAGAAUUGCGCAGUGCUUAGCUCAGACCAGAUCAAACGUGCAAGGGAAGAACAGGGGAUUUUUCGCGACAAACGACUUGCACGCAGAGAAAGUGAUAACGUGACGGCUGGGAAGCGAAGCAAAAAGGAUGGUAAUUUUUUAUCCGGCGACUCCGCAGAACAAGCGAACGGUGGAUGAAUAGGUUUUAAUUCCUCUGGUCCUGUACGGUACAGACUGCUGAUAAAACCACAAUGAUUCAUUUUUGCCGACUGUCUUGACUGUUCUUUAGUUUUAGUUAAGGUAGCACUGAAUUCUACUCUCCGUAGGUCGAUAUACGAAAGCCAUAGU